AUGGACUAUCUUCGCAGUUUUGGCUCUGCUGCGGUCUCGACUCUCGUGCAGAAAUCGGGGCUAAAUCUACCAUUCUCGUUGGGACCCAAGGUUUACUCUUGCGAGACAUUUUGGACCUUGUACGACGCUACGAAACGGGAAGAUGGCAGUCUGGUCUCGGUCUUUGAGUAUGAUCUCACUCACCCGCUCAAUAAAUCCACUAUACCUCUCGCCCGAAACUCCCUCCGAAAGCUGCGCACCAUACGACAUCCUGAUGUACUCAGAUUUAUCGAUGUCGUAGAGUCUGAUUCAGCUAUUUGCAUUAUGACCGAAAGAGUCCGCCCUCUUCCUCUCGCGUUAUCCAACUCGUCCUCCAAUGUUCCACGCGAGCGAGAGGACUGGCUUAUUUGGGGACUACACCGGAUUUCAGUAGCUCUUGCGUUUCUGAAUGACUCUGCUUCUUCCACCCACGGGAAUGUCCGUCCGAAUGCCAUCUUCAUCACCCCUUCAGGAGAGUGGAAGUUGGGAGGCUUUGAGGUGUUGAGUAAUCCAAAGGACGAUCUUUCUGUUAUAUAUACCAUGGGCGGCCUGAUGCCAGACGCUAUGGCUUGCGCGCCCCCAGAAGUCAAGAAGGAGGGCUGGUCCGUCCUCAGGGACGUCCCAAUAUCAGCUGCGGAUGCGUAUGCCCUCGGCCUGCUUUUACAUUCCGUCUUCAAUCCCACCCACCCUCCUCCACCAACUGCUCAGCCGCCUCAUCCACCACCUCAACCCUCUUCCAAAGGUGCCAUACCCUCGUCCGUCUUCCCCUCCUUCAAAAAGCUCCUCAACCCGAACCCCAAAUUACGGAUGUCACCUAAGAACCUCCUAGACAUCGGGAUGACAGAGUCAGAUGGGGAAGGUCAUGGAUUUUUCGUACAUAAUCGGCUCGUGAAGGUCUGCGCGGGACUAGACGGUUUUACUCUGAGUAGUGAAUCUGAUAAAGCAUCAUUGCUACGAACGCUGAAAGAAUCCGGUUCUUCCUUCCCCCCUGAAUUCGUCUCCUACCGCGUUCUCCCUUGCCUCGUCUCCGCGCUCGAGUUCGGUGGUGCCUCAGCAGCAACUAUCGUCCCUCUCGUCCUCCAAUUCGGCAAGAAUGUCGCGCCUGACGACUAUACCUCGGUCAUCGUUGCUCCUUUGGUCAAGCUAUUUGCCAGUGCUGACCGCGGCACACGUAUCGCGCUUCUCGAUAGUCUCCCCGACUUCGCUGAGAAGCUGGAUAAGAAGACUGUCGUCGAUAAGAUUUGGCCGAAUCUGCAAACUGGCUUCACUGAUACAGUUGCCGUCAUUCGAGAAGCCACCGUCCGUGCUGUCGUCCUACUGUCUCCCAAGCUAUCCGACCGCAUACUCAACAACGAACUACUUCGCCACCUUGCUCGCCUCCAAUCAGACCCAGAAGCUUCCAUCCGCACGAAUACCUGUAUCCUUAUCGGUCGCCUGGGUCCUUCACUCGGGUAUAACACCAAACGUAAAGUUCUCGUUCCUGCGUUCAGCAUGGCGCUCAAGGAUCAGUUUGUCCACGCUCGUGUGGCGGGAGUUAUGGCGUUCAUGGCAACUGCGGAGUGCUUCGAGGUGGAGGACGUGGCUGGCAGAGUUGUCCCCGCUGUUGUAGGGGCUACGCUGGAUAAGGAAAAGUUGGUCCGUGACCAGGCCUUCAAAGCCGUCGAGCUUUUUAUCAAACGUUUAGAAGCUCACGCUUCGACUAUGCCGGAAACAGCAUCCACAGAAGAGGGCGAGAACGAUCUACCCGCAAGGCUUCCGGGUGCAUUCACCCAGGCUGGCCUUGUGAAUUCAGCGACGGGCGCAGCAGCCGCUCUCACAGGGUGGGCUGUAUCGUCCCUUGGUAAAAAGGUGAGUUUGAUUUCCCCCCUUGAGAUUGAUGACUUAGAAAGAUACGCUCAGCUUGCCCCUGCCGAUUUGCAAACAACAAUGACAAGUACUAUUGACGGAUCGACAUCAGCACCAACUAUCAAUGGCCACAAUAGUCCUCUAUUUCGUCCCCCUGCCUCAUCUGCUUCUCCCUCAGGGAAUCCAUCAAGAGGCAAAGGUCUACAGCUGGGUGGAAAUAAGGCCCCGCCUUCAGCGCUCGCUGCACAGCUCGCUGAAGAGGCCGCUAACGAGACAGGGCAAGGCAGUAAUCGUUUGUGGAACGACGAUUUAAUCGAUAUCAACGCUGAUGAAGGAGAUUGGAGCGCGUUUGAGAGCGCUCCAGCUAUUAUAGAACCAAAGCCCAUGUCUGCAACCAAUGGUCUAGGAUUUGGCAUAUCAUUACGAGCCAGUCCAUCGUACCAGCAUUCUCCCCUGCUUCAAGCGCUAGAUCGACACCCGUAUCAUCCCCUCGACCCUCUUCCAAAUACUGCUGACUCCGCGCAGCCUACCAACAUGGCUGGUUUGUCUAAGGAGGAGAAGGCAGCAGAGAUGGCGAGGAGGAAGGAGGAGAGGCGUUUGCGGAUUGAGAAGCUAAAGGAACAGAAAAAGAAUGCUGCUGCCGCUGGCAAGGCUUGA
Molecule: messenger RNA, 2520 nt
Organism: Suillus paluster
Lineage: Eukaryota; Fungi; Basidiomycota; Agaricomycetes; Boletales; Suillaceae
Product: armadillo-type protein
Exons: 13
Coding region: 1-2520 (839 amino acids)
Biological process (GO): tRNA export from nucleus; protein phosphorylation
Cellular component (GO): cytoplasm
Molecular function (GO): ATP binding; protein kinase activity
Source: RefSeq, a predicted model, not a curated record